AUGAGGAACAGCAGAAGAGUUGAGCAGCUGAGUUGACUUCCAUGGCCACCCAAACAGCCUCAAGGCCAUCCUCUUCUUCUUCUUGUACAGACCCUAGAUGGAGACGUGAUGUCUUCCUCAGUUGCAGCGGCGAAGACACGCCCAAGAGUUUCACGGAUCCCCUACAUGCUGCUUUGACUCGGAAAGGAAUUGGCACUUUCAGAUUUAGUAUGGAAGAAGAAUUUUAUUCCCAAGCAAUCGAAAACUCAAGAUUUUCGAUCGUUGUUCUUUCAAGAAAAUACGCCCAUUCAAUACGGUGUUUGAAUGAACUCGCAAAGAUCGUUGAAUGCAUGAAGAAGAUGGAGCAGAAAGUUCUGCCAGUUUACUACGAUGUAGAUCAAGCUGAGGUACAAAAACAGUGUGAGAAUUUCGGAAACGCCUUUCCCAAACAUUUGCAAUUUUGCAUAGACCAUAGAGAGAAAGUGUCAAGUUGGAGAGCUGCUCUUGUUGCAGUAGCCAAUCUCCCUAGAUGGGACGUACUAGAUCCGUACAAAACACAAGAUAUUGAACUAAUUGUUAAAGUGGUAGGGACCGAGUUGCAUUCCCCUUCUCUUGGGAACCCAACGUAUGGCCGAAGUGUAUACCAGUGGGAUAAGGAAUCACUUGAGAAAAAGAAAACUGAUGCAGUCAAGGCGAGUAUUCAAGGCCUAGAUGACAAUGAGAGGAGAAUAUUUCUAGAUAUUGUUUGUUUCUUUAUAGGAAUGGAGAAAGAGCGAGUGGAAGAAGUACUCGAUGGUAAUGAUUGUUGCCCUAGCAUUGCAAUAGAAAACCUCAUUAGCAAUUCCCUCAUAACUAUUCUAGACAAUAAAGUAAUGAUGAAUAGGUUGAUACAAGAAACUGGGGAAGAACUUGUUCGUGCCGAGUCUCCUGGGGACCCUGGGCUGCGAAGCCGGUUGUCUGUUCCUGAUGACAUCCGUAAUGUAUUGGAGAACAAUAAGGGAACAAAGGCAGUUCAAGGUAUAGACAUAGACUUUCCUACAUUUGAAGAGACAGAAUGGAACUCAAAGGCCUUCUCUAAUAUGCCUUGCGUUAGAUUUCUACGAAUUCAAAAUGUGGGUAUGGCCCAAGGCCCUGAAUAUCUUUCUGAUGCCUUAACUCAUCUUGAGUGGAGUGAUUAUCCUGCAAAAUCCCUCCCACAAGGUUUUCAACCUAACAAACUUCACGAACUGAACUUGUGCUAUGGCAACAUUGAACAGAUUUGGUAUGGGAUCAAGUACUUAUACGAGUUGAAAACCAUCAAUGUUAGCCACUCUCAGAACCUGACCAGGAUGCCAGACUUUUCAGGUACACCAAACAUUGAGAAAUUAGUUUUUGAAGGUUGUAUAAGUUUGGAGGAGAUCCACCCAUCCAUUCAUGGGCUCAAAAGGCUUAAGCUCUUGAAUCUUAAAGGUUGCACAAGUCUUAAAGUUCUUCCAGACACAAUGGCGAUGAAGUCCCUUGAAAGAUUUAUUCUUUCUGGCUGUUCAAAUAUUACAAAAAUUCCAGAUUUUGUGGUACCUAUGGACCACUUGUGGGAACUUUCUUUAGAUGAGACUGAUAUUGAAGGAUUACCUUUAUCAAUUGAACAUCUGACUGCUCUUACUUUGUUAAAUCUAAGAGAUUGCAAAAAUCUUAAGUGUCUUCCAAGUGACAUUCACAAGUUAACGGCCCUCAAAAGUCUCAAUAUUUUUGGAUGCUCAAGACUUGAAGACCUGCCAGAUAACUUGGGGAAGAUAAAGUGUUUGGAAGAGCUUGAUGUGGGUGGUACCUCCAUAUGUGACCUACCAUUGCCCAUUUUCUCUUUGGAGAAUCUGAAAGUAUUAUCUCUUAAAGGGCUACCAAGAAAGAGAACAGGUCCAUUGGGCUUGCUGUUGCCAGGUUUAUCUGGUUUGUCUUCUUUGACAGUGUUAAAUCUCAGUGGCUGCAAAUUUCGGGAUGGAACAAUCCCAUAUGAUCUUGGUUGCUUAGUCUCAUUAGUGUUACUAGACGUGAGUAAAAGCAAUUGUUCUGGACUUCCCAGAAGCACCAAACAGCUUUCUAAGCUUCAAAGUGUGAAACUGGAAGAUUGUAAGAGCCUUCAGAAAUUACCAGACCUAUCCUCAAGUAUAGACUUCAGUGUUGGAUCAGAUAGCCGUACUUCACAGGAAAAGCUGUCUUGUCCAUCGAAUUUGUUCAGAAUGGGGGACUCAUGCUUCAAUUUUAUUAACUGCUCCAAACUAGUUGGCAACCAAGACUGCAACAGUAUAGUGUUUACUCUGCUGAGGAGGUUCCUGAAGGGAAACUGUUCUCCAGGAUGCAGGUUUGAAACUAUAAUUCCUGGCAGCGAAAUUCCUGAGUUUUUCUGUCAAAGUUCAGGGCAUGUAGUAAGCAUGAACCUGUCUCAGCAUUGGUAUGAGAAUAAGUGGAUGGGAUAUGCUGUUUUUGCUGUUUUUGCUCUCCGUCCAUAUUGUACAGCUAACAUGCUUGGCAGAUGGAAGUUUGGAAUCCCCAGUCUUGGCUGUGAAGUUAAGCCCAAUAAGUUGGACGUACCAGGUUCGUCUCCUUUCUUGGGUUGCCAUGAAGAAUUAGGCCGGAUUGAGUCCGACCAUCUUUGGUUCGCCUUUGUACCUGGUGAGUAUUUUGGUACAGAAUGGCAGAACGUCUGUCGUCACCUUGAAUUUGAAUUUAAAACCAUUGGCACUGGUUUGGAGGUGAAGAAAUGUGGGGUCCAUUUGAUAUAUGAGCAUGAUUUUGAAGAUAGGAAACUAAUAAUGACUCAAUCUAGAGGCAUUGUCUCUUCUUGUGAGGUUGUUAAUAGAUCAGAAGCUGCACAAGGUACCAUUGUCCAACAAUCCUUUUUUCUACGGCAAACCGGUAGGUGAUAUCCAUUUAUCAAAGAGAUCUCGAAAUUGAUUUACCAGGAAACUCUCUGUCUCCCUCUCUGUCACAUUCAUUUGAACCCAUCUUUAUGCUAUUUGGAAGUGAGUCUGGGAGAGCCAGAAUCAGUUAUGGUCACUUCCAAAUGAGCCUUUAGAACCCUCAGAGGACUUUGAUUGCAAUUUUGUUUUUUUCUUUAUAAUUUAUGAUUCUUCAUUCCCUCUUGAGUGAAAUACUGGAUUGGUAUAGCCAUCACAGUAAUGUAUAGCCUACCAAUUGUUUUUUUGUAAGUAGAACAUUUAGAUUGGGAUCGCUUAUGUACUUCUUGCUCCAUCU
This is a messenger RNA of Prunus mume (Japanese apricot), 3210 nucleotides long. Its product is annotated as TMV resistance protein N-like. Lineage: Eukaryota; Viridiplantae; Streptophyta; Magnoliopsida; Rosales; Rosaceae. Gene Ontology annotation, biological process: defense response; signal transduction. The record is from RefSeq and is a predicted model, not a curated record.